CCUUGUGCCCUUGGCCCCAUGGACCCCCUGAGACGGUCCCCCUCCCCCUGCACGUCGUGGCCCCCGAGCCCCAGGACCCCACCCUGCGAGAUGCUUGGUCAUGUUGGCAUCGAGGCCGUGCUGGAGCAGCUGAAGAUCAAGGCCAUGAAGAUGGGGUUCGAGUUCAACAUCAUGGUGGUGGGGCAGAGCGGGCUGGGCAAGUCCACCAUGGUGAACACGCUGUUCAAGUCCAAGAUGUGGAAGUCCACUCUGCCAGGCCUGGGGGUGCCCAUGCCCCAGACCCUGCAGCUGCAGUCAGUGACCCACAUCAUCGAAGAGAACGGCGUGAAGCUCAAGCUGACUGUGACCGACACGCCUGGCUUCGGGGACCAGAUCAACAAUGACAAGUGCUGGGACCCCAUCCUGGGCUACAUCAAUGGACAGUACGAGCGGUACCUGCAGGAGGAGAUCCUCAUCACCCGCCAGCGCCACAUCCCCGACACCCGCGUGCACUGCUGCGUGUAUUUCGUGCCACCCACCGGGCACUGCCUGCGGCCCCUGGACAUUGAGUUCCUGCAGCGGCUGUGCCGGACUGUGAAUGUGGUGCCAGUGAUCGCCCGGGCCGACAGCCUGACCAUUGAGGAGCGAGAGGCUUUCAGGCGCAGGAUCCAGCACGACCUGAGGGCUCACUGCAUCGAGGUGUACCCGCAGAAGUGCUUUGACGAGGACAUCAAUGACAGGAUCCUCAACAGCAAGAUCCGGGACCGGAUACCCUUCGCGGUGGUCGGGGCCGACCAAGAGCACCUGGUGAACGGGAGGUGUGUCCUGGGCCGGAAGACGAAGUGGGGCAUCAUUGAAGUGGAGAACAUGGCGCACUGUGAGUUUCCCCUCCUGAGAGACCUGCUCAUCCGCUCCCACCUCCAAGACCUGAAGGACAUCACCCACAACGUCCACUACGAGAACUACCGCGUCUUCAGGCUCAACCAGAGCCACGCGCUGCCCUGCGGGCCUGGCUGGGUGAACCUGGCCCCGGCCCCCACCGAUCUCACGGCCACCCCCGGGCCCUGGAAGGUCCGCUGGCAGGCCCACGACAGUUCUGACGAGGAGUGCUGA
This is a messenger RNA of Equus quagga, 1092 nucleotides long. It is a transcript of the gene SEPTIN12, whose product is annotated as septin 12. The record is from RefSeq and is a predicted model, not a curated record. Gene Ontology annotation, cellular component: septin complex; cell division site; microtubule cytoskeleton. Gene Ontology annotation, molecular function: GTPase activity; GTP binding; molecular adaptor activity. Gene Ontology annotation, biological process: cytoskeleton-dependent cytokinesis. Bases 19 to 1092 code for a protein of 357 amino acids. NCBI's taxonomy places the organism in Eukaryota, Metazoa, Chordata, Mammalia, Perissodactyla, Equidae. The transcript has 9 exons.